AACACUACUCAUCAUCAUCAUCAAAAGCAUGCAUUCAAAUCAAAAGCAAGCCCAAUACACACACACAGAGGGAUAUGUGUGUGUGUGUGUGUAUAUAUAUGUGUAUGGAUGGAUGGAUGAGCAAACAUAAAUGUCGUCUGCCGGUCAAUGCUCCCGCAGUGCUGCCCAACUGUGAAGCCUUAUUUCCCACCGGCGAAUGCCUUUCUCUCGUUCACAACGCCUUCUCGCCACGUGGUUCCUUGCUUUUUCUUUUUUCUGUUUUUUAUUUCUUUGGCUCUAUAAAUUUGGACACUUGCCAUUUAAUCCCUCUCCAACUUUCGGUUUCAUUUAAACAAGGAAAAAAAACCACCCUCACUCUGUGUGUUGUGCGUGAGAGAGAUAUGGAACUGGGAGGGAACAAUGGAGGCUUCCAUGGCUACCGCAGGCUCCCACGAACAACCUCUGAUAUGAAAGCACCAGACAUUAGCAUGGGACUGCCGCCUCCUCAAACAAACCACCACCCUGCCGCCACUAAUGCUGCUAACGCAAUCACUGAGGACACUGAAUGUGUUGUCCGCGAGCAAGACCGCUUUAUGCCAAUUGCAAAUGUUAUCAGAAUCAUGCGCAAAAUCCUGCCACCGCAUGCCAAAAUAUCAGACGAUGCCAAGGAGACAAUCCAAGAAUGUGUCUCAGAGUAUAUCAGCUUCAUCACCAGCGAGGCCAAUGACCGAUGCCAGCGUGAGCAGAGGAAGACUAUCACCGCAGAGGAUGUGCUGUGGGCAAUGAGCAAGCUUGGCUUUGAUGAUUACAUUGAGCCACUCACUGUGUACCUGCACCGAUAUCGUGAGUUUGAUGGUGGUGACCGGGGCUCAUUGAGGGGGGAACCACUGGUGAAGAGGGUGGUUGAUCAUGGCUCUCUGGGUUACCAUGGCUUUCCUCCAGCGGCUUUUCAUCACAUGGCUCAUCAUCAUGGGUUCUAUGGAGCUGCGGCACCAAUGACUUUCUUCAAGGAUGCAGCUAAUGCUGGUCCCUCACAAGCUCCAGUAGCAUGCAUUGAACCAUUUCCGCAGUGCAAGGAGCAGUUGUAAAGUUGCUAGGAGGAAGGGAAAGUGGGAGGGUGUCAGAAAAUGGGUUUUUAAUGUUGCUUUAGGCUUUCAAUUGUAACAGUAAAAACAAAGAUUGUCGAUGUUUUAAUGUUUGUGAUUUCAAUAUUCCAAUCGUCUUGCCUGCAGAUUGCGCUUUCUGACUCUACUUUUCUUCGCAACUUAAGUAGUAUUUUGCCCAGUAUAGAAUAUAUGUAUUACUAACAUGAGAUGUAUCCACGACUACUCAUAUUUUAAACAAAAAUGCCACGGGACACAUAGAAGGAAUAGAGGGUUUUGAAAGAUCAUAAAUUGAAGCUUGAUGGUGCAAAUCAAACUGUCAAGAGGCUUCUAUAAUGCAACUAAGAUGAGUAAUUCAUUUACCGAGAGACACUGUCCACGAAACUUUGAACUGGAGUUUGUUGCC
Messenger RNA from Sesamum indicum (sesame), 1488 nucleotides. It is a transcript of the gene NF-YB6, whose product is annotated as nuclear factor Y, subunit B6. Gene Ontology annotation, biological process: regulation of transcription by RNA polymerase II. The record is from RefSeq and is a predicted model, not a curated record. Gene Ontology annotation, cellular component: nucleus; CCAAT-binding factor complex. Gene Ontology annotation, molecular function: protein heterodimerization activity; DNA-binding transcription activator activity, RNA polymerase II-specific; RNA polymerase II cis-regulatory region sequence-specific DNA binding. Lineage: Eukaryota; Viridiplantae; Streptophyta; Magnoliopsida; Lamiales; Pedaliaceae.